CCUUUGCAGGCAACUGCUGGAAAGGCGCAAAUCCUGCAAAUGCGCUCAUUGGCGUCCCAAGUGCGGCUCGCGCGAGGACUUGCUCGCUAACCACCACACGGCGGCGCCGAUGAGGCGCCGGGGUUGAGGUCCCGGCAAAAUGUGGGCGGGACGCCCGGAGAGCGCCUCAUACCUGCCGAGGGAGCGCCCGGGGACGGGAGGGGCGAGCGCCCGGGGACGGGAGGGGCGUCCGGACACCGAGCGUCCCGUCAGCUCGUCCACAAGACGCAAGAAGCCGACAUGAGCGCGCAUUAUCGUCAGCACUACGCCAAGUACACCCGGGUAUGGAUCCCGGACGCGGACAACGUGUGGCGGGCAGCGGAAAUCAGCCGAGACUUCAAGCAAGGCGAGUCGGUCGUGCACCUGUGCCUGGAGGACGGCACGCCGGUGGCGUACCCGGUGGGCCCCGAGAGCAACCCGCUGCCGUUCCUGCGGAACCCCGACAUCCUGGUGGGCGAGAACGACCUGACGGCGCUGAGUUAUCUUCACGAGCCCGCCGUGCUGCACAACCUCAGAGUGCGAUUCCUCGAGUCCAACCACAUCUACACUUACUGCGGCAUCGUCCUGGUGGCCAUCAACCCCUACGAGGAGCUGCAGAUCUACGGCGAGGAGGUGAUCAACGCUUACAGCGGACGUAACGUGGGCGACAUGGACCCGCACAUAUUUGCCGUGGCCGAAGAAGCCUACAAACAGAUGGCCAGGGACGAGAGGAACCAGUCCAUCAUCGUGAGCGGAGAAUCUGGAGCUGGAAAAACGGUUUCUGCAAAGUACGCCAUGAGGUUCUUUGCCACUGUCGGCGGAUCUGCCAACGACGCCAACGUCGAGGAGAAAGUCCUCGCCUCCAGUCCCAUCAUGGAGGCCAUCGGGAACGCCAAGACCACGAGGAAUGACAACAGCAGUCGCUUCGGCAAAUAUAUCGAGAUCGGCUUCAGUCGCAGCUACCGCAUCAUCGGGGCCAACAUGCGAACGUACCUGCUGGAGAAGUCGCGGGUGGUCUUCCAGGCCGAAGAGGAGCGCAACUACCACAUCUUCUACCAGUUGUGUGCGUCGGCCUCUUUGCCGGAGCUGCGAGAGCUCAGCCUCGCCAGCGCAGAAGACUUUGUGUACACGUCCAUGGGGGAGAACAUCUUCAUCGAAGGCGUGAACGACGCUGAUGACUUGGACAAGACCAGGCACGCUUUCAGGCUGCUAGGCAUCAAAGACGCCAGCCAGAACGCCAUCUUCAAGGUCCUGGCGGGCAUCCUGCAUCUGGGCAACAUUGAGAUCUACGCAGAGAGGGAUGGAGAGUCCUGCCACGUCUCGAGCGACGACGCGCACCUGGCUCACUUCUGCAGGCUCCUGUGCCUGGAACCGGCUCAGAUGGAGCACUGGCUGUGCCACAGGAAGUUGGUGACGGCAUCCGAGACGUACGUGAAGAAGACGUCGGCCCGGCAGGCGGCCAACGCCCGCGACGCCCUGGCCAAGCACAUCUACGCGCGCGUCUUCGACUGGAUCGUGGCGCGCAUCAACGUGGCGCUGCGCACCUCGUCCAAGCAGCACUCCUUCAUCGGGGUCCUGGACAUCUACGGUUUCGAGACCUUUGAGGUGAACAGCUUCGAGCAGUUCUGCAUCAACUACGCCAACGAGAAGCUGCAGCAGCAGUUCAAUUCGCACGUGUUCAAGUUGGAGCAGGAGGAGUACAUGAAGGAGCAGAUCCCGUGGACCCUGAUCGACUUCCACGACAACCAACCCUGCAUCGACCUGAUCGAGGCUCGGCUCGGCGUGCUGGACCUUCUGGACGAGGAGUGCAAAGUACCCAAAGGGACGGAUCAGAACUGGGCGCAGAAACUGUACAAGCAGCACGCGUCCAGUCCGCACUUCCAGAAACCUCGAAUGUCCAACUCGGCCUUCAUCAUCCUGCAUUUCGCUGACAAGGUGGCGUACGAGUGCGCCGGCUUCCUGGAGAAGAACCGCGACACCGUGUACGACGAGCAGAUCAACAUCCUCAAGGCCAGUCAGCUUCAACUGGUGGCCGACCUGUUCGGCGGGGACGACCCCGCCCCCAAAUCGGCCAGAGUCAACGUGCGCGCCGCCAAGACCGCCCCCAGACCCCCCAACAAAGACCACAGGAAGACCGUCGGGCUGCAGUUCCGCAGCUCUUUGCAUCUUCUGAUGGAGACGCUGAACGCCACCACGCCGCAUUACGUGCGCUGCAUCAAACCCAACGACGACAAGGAGGCCUUCUCGUUCGACUCUCGUCGGGCCGUGCAACAGCUGCGAGCGUGCGGCGUCCUGGAGACCAUCCGGAUCAGCGCCGCCGGAUACCCGUCCAGGUGGACGUACGGCGACUUCUUCAGCAGGUACCGCGUGUUGAUGCGCAAGUCGGACGUGGCGAACCCCGACAAGAAAUGGGUGUGCCGCAACCUCUUGGAGACGCUCAUCAGGGAAGGCGACAUGUUCCAGUUGGGAAAGAGCAAGAUCUUCUUCCGGGCGGGCCAGGUGGCCUACCUGGAGAAGUUGCGCGCCGACAAGUUCCGCGCCGCCUGCGUGGCCGUCCAGAAGACGGUCCGGGGAUGGCUGCAGAGGGUCCGCUACCGCAAGAUCCGCAAGGCCGUGCUCUUGCUGCAGAGAUACGGGCGGGGCUACCUGGCGCGCAGGUACGCCGAGUACUUGCGCCUGACGCGUGCCGCCGUGGCGUGCCAGAAGAACUACCGCAUGGCCCGAGAGCGGCGCGCCUACCUGACGGUGCGUCGGGCCGCCGUCACCGUCCAGGCCUUUGCGCGGGGGAUGUUCACGCGCAGGAUCUACCAGGAGUUCCUGCUGCACCACAAGGCCAUAAUCAUCCAGAGCUGCGUCCGCGGAUGGCUGCGGAGACUCAAGUUCCGGCGGAUGCGCCGCGCCGCCGUGGUGCUGCAGUGCGCUUAUAGACGCUCGCGGGCGCUGCGCCGCUUCAAGGCGCUCAAGACGGAGGCGCGCUCGGCCCAGGGCCUGCAGAAGCUCAACACGGGCAUGGAGAACAAGAUCGUGCAGCUGCAGAGGAAGAUGGACGACCAGGGCAAGGAGUACCGCGAGCAGAACGAGCAGCUCCUGCGCGCCAACAACACGCUGGGCGCGGAGCUCAGCCGCGUGCAGCAACUGCUGCAGCAGGCGCACAACCAGCAGGGCGGCGGCGGGGCCCAGCUCAAGUCGCUGCGGGCCGAGCUGGAGGAGAACCGGGCCCGGCUCGACGAGGCCCGGGCCCUCGAGAGCCAGACGGAGGACCUCCACCGGAACGAGAAGCUGGAACUGACCCGGAGGGUCGCCGAGCUGGAGAAGGAAAACGCCUUGCUCAAGAGCCAAAAGGAAGAACUCGACCAGAAGCUUAAGCAACAGUCGAGCCGCGCCACAGAGGACGUGGGGAGCGCGUUGUUGCGCGCCGAGAUGGACGCCGAGCGCCGCCGCUACCAAAAUCUUCUGAAGGAAUAUUCGCGACUGGAGCAGCGAUACGACAACUUGAAGGAGGAAGUUUCUCUCGCCAAGUUCCAGCCGGGCCACCAGCGAAGCCCGUCCAAUCAGAGCAGCCUCGAGACGGACUCCAACUACACGUCGAUCUCCGCCUCGGAGGCGGGAGACGCCGACGACGCCGCGCAGCUGGCGGAGGAGAUGGGCGUGGCCAAGGCCGCCAUGGACAUCGGCAUCUUUGUCAAGCUGCAGAAGCGCGUGCGAGAGUUGGAAGACGAGAGGAAGCGGCUGCAGGCCAGCGUGGACCAGAUGGCCAGAGACAAGGACUGCGAGGAGGAGGAGAAGGCAAAGAGUCUGAAGAGCGCCGCCGCCGCCGAGCGGGACGCGGCGGACUUGGCCUACAACAACCUGAAGCGUCAGGAGUUGGAGUCCGAGAACCGGAAACUGAAGGCCGACCUGAACGAGCUCCGGCGAGGCGUGGGCGAGCGGGCGGGCGACGCCUCCCGGCAGCUUCGGGACGGCUACGACAUCCUGAUGAGUCAGCUGAAGGCGGCAAACGAGGAGCUGGACGCACGCAAGGAGGAAGUCGUCAUCCUCAGGACGCAGAUCGUCAGCGCUGCGCAGCAGCAGGCGCAGGAGAACGCGAGCGCCGACGAGGUGGACGCGGCGACGUUGCCGUCUGACAAAGAGCAGGCCCUGGUGGUUUACCAACGAGUUUGCCAAUCCAACAAACUGCUGGAGCGCGAUCUGGAGUCGCAGAAGGACCGGCGCGCCCGAGAGGUGGAGGCGCUGCAGGCUGAGGUGGAGGCGCUGAAGGAGGACGUGGAAAAGAAGCAGGAGGCGCUCGACUACGCCACGUCGUUGUCGCCCGAGGCCCUGCUGGAGUACAGCGUGCAGCUGGAGAUCACCAGGCUCACCGACGACAACCUGGACCAAAAGGAACUGGUGGAGAAAUUAGAGAAGAACGAGCGCAAGCUAAAGAAACAGCUGAAGAUCUACAUGAAGAAGGUCCAAGAGCUGGAAGUGAGUCGCGGCGGUCACGUCAAGUCCGACCUGGGUCGUCACGUGAUGCUUCAACGCAAGGAGAAAGACUUUGAGGGCAUGCUGGAGUACGACCAGGAAGAUGAACCUCUGCUCAUCAAGACCCUCAUCACAGACAUGCAUCCCGGCGCGCUGUCCGGCACGGUCCCGUGUCUGCCGGCGUACGUCCUGUUCAUGUGCGUGCGCCACGCCGAUUACGUCAACGACGACCGCAAAGUGGAGUCCCUGCUCACCGCCACCAUCAACGCCAUCAAGCGCGUUCUCAAGAGGAACGAGGACUUCGAGACCACGUCCUUCUGGCUGGCCAACACCAGCCGCCUCCUGCACUGCCUGAAGCAGUACAGCGGAGACGAGGCCUUCAUGGCGCAGAACACGGCCAAGCAGAACGAGCACUGCCUGAAGAACUUCGACCUGGCCGAGUACCGGGCCGUCCUCAGCGACCUGUCUAUUCAGAUCUACCAGCAGCUGAUCCGCGUGGCGGAGGCCGCCAUACAGCCCAUGAUCGUCUCGGCCAUGUUGGAGAGCGAGAGCAUCCCGAGCCUGGCGGGCGUCAAGCCGGCGGGCUACCGCGACCGCUCGUCCAGCGUGGAGAAAGACGGCGGCGGGGCGUCCGGGGGCUACACGCUGCGGGCGCUGAUCCGCCGGCUGGGCCUCUUCCACGGCGUCAUGCGGGACCAGGGCCUGGACCCCGAGAUCGCCGGCCAGGUGGUCCGCCAGCUCUUCUGCUGCGUCAACGCCGUCACGCUCAACAACAUCCUUCUGCGCAAGGACGUGUGCUCCUGGAGCACCGGCAUGCAGCUCCGGUACAACACCAGCCAGCUGGAGGAGUGGCUGCGCGCUAACCAGUUGUACCAGACGGGGGCAGCGCAGAGUCUGGCUCCCGUCAUUCAGGCGGCGCAGCUGCUUCAAGUCAAGAAGAAAACGCCGCAGGACGCCGACGCCAUCUGCUCGCUCUGCAGCGCCCUCAACUCUCAGCAGAUUGUCAAGAUCCUCAACUUGUACACGCCGCUCAACGAGUUUGAGGAGCGAGUCACCGUCUCCUUCAUCAGGAACAUCCAGAAGCAGCUGGCGGAGCGCGGCGAGGACGCCUCAGCGGCGACGACGCCUCAGCUGCUGGUGGACACCAAGCAGACCUUCCCGCUGGUCUUCCCGUACGCGCCGUCGUCCCUCGGCCUGGAGACGCUGCACGUCCCCGCCUCGCUGGGACUCCGCUUCCUGGUCAGGGUCUGAGCGCCGCCGUAUUUAUGAGGCUGGACUUCCAUCUUUCCUCGUCUUUUUUUAUUUUGUGACAAAGUUUUGCACAGGUGGACAAAAAGUAACAACGUUUGUCAAAUACACCAACAACAAUAUUG
Syngnathoides biaculeatus (alligator pipefish) is the source of this 5852-nucleotide messenger RNA. It is a transcript of the gene myo5b, whose product is annotated as myosin VB. Bases 280 to 5730 code for a protein of 1816 amino acids. The transcript has 39 exons. Gene Ontology annotation, cellular component: cytoplasm; actin cytoskeleton; vesicle. NCBI's taxonomy places the organism in Eukaryota, Metazoa, Chordata, Actinopteri, Syngnathiformes, Syngnathidae. Gene Ontology annotation, biological process: vesicle transport along actin filament; actin filament organization. The record is from RefSeq and is a predicted model, not a curated record. Gene Ontology annotation, molecular function: microfilament motor activity; ATP binding; actin filament binding.